Serpula lacrymans var. lacrymans S7.9 is the source of this 843-nucleotide messenger RNA. RefSeq lists its product as uncharacterized. The record is from RefSeq and is a predicted model, not a curated record. The transcript is spliced from 4 exons. Bases 1 to 843 code for a protein of 280 amino acids. NCBI's taxonomy places the organism in Eukaryota, Fungi, Basidiomycota, Agaricomycetes, Boletales, Serpulaceae. Gene Ontology annotation, molecular function: protein-succinyllysine desuccinylase activity; protein-malonyllysine demalonylase activity; NAD+ binding.
AUGGCCCCUUUAAACGACACUGAGCUGUUUCGUUCUAUUCUCAGGAAAAGUACGAACAUUGUUGCCAUAGCAGGGGCAGGACUCUCCGCAGCGUCAGGCAUCCCAACGUUUAGGGAUGCAGGAGGUCUUUGGAGAUCGCAUGAUGCCAUGAGUCUUGCUACCCCUCGAGCUUUCUUUAAGGAUCCCAGUAGAGUGUGGCAGUUUUAUCAUUAUCGGAGAGAGACUGCUUUAAAGGCGGCACCAAAUCCCGGUCAUCUAGCCCUUGCCCUUUUGUCUGUUCCUGAACAUCUCAAAAUUAUAGCCCCUGAAGCCAAGUUUACAUUGGUGACUCAGAAUGUAGAUGGCCUCAGUGCUCGAGCUUCUAAACAGGUAUCUCCUUUGCGGGAGCCCGAGCUCUUCGAGAUGCACGGUCGUCUUUUUGACACUAUAUGCACUGUCUGCAAUGAUCGUAAAGCAAACUUUAAUAGCCCCAUAUGCUCGGCUUUGGCUGGUACAGAGGACAACCUCAAGAACGAUUCUAAUAUACCGUUAGAAGACCUUCCUCGUUGCUCUAAGUGUGCUGGCCUGUUACGUCCCGGAAUUGUAUGGUUUGAGGAAGUUCCUCAUCAUUUAGAGGAGAUCAAAAAAAUUGUCGACGAUGCGGACUUGGCGUUAAUUGUGGGAACUUCGUCAACAGUCUAUCCAGCAGCUGGAUAUGCACAUGAAAUUGCGGAGCACGGUGGUACAGUGGCAGUAUUCAACAUCCAGCGAAGCGACAAUGACGACCUUGCCCACUUUCUCUUCAUCGGCCCCUGUGCAACCACUCUCCCCCACGUGCUAUUGAAAGUCGAUGUCACUGAAUAG